AUAUCGUACGUUGUAUUGCCGUUUUCCAUUUUUCACGUGUACGGACAUGACCGUCCGGCGACCGGUCCGCGGAAACUGCAGUCACGCUGCGAUUUUCUCGCAGUAAUAACGUUCGCACCGUCACCUGCCGCACGACAAUAACAUAAUACAUAUAGGUAUACAGUGUUGUUAUUAUGGGCAACAAAUGCUGCAAGAACCAGUCGUCCACGUACAGUAGCGCCGGAGCGACCAUCAGGUCGUUCUCGUCUUAUAACUCUUCGAUCCUCCGGUCGGGCGGAAGUCAUGCAAUUACUUUUGGAACCUCUACUCGUGCUGGUGAUUCCUUGACCACUCUCACUAUGAAGUCGAGUAACCACUCGGAUGCCGGAAGUAAGGAUUACCGGGGUGGUUCAUCGAGCACCAUUGGCCAAGAAGAUCUGAUUCCAAUUUUUUUGAGACGCCUUAAUGACCUUAACAUAAGAGUCGGAACUAGAACUAGGUUUUUAAUCGAACUUGACGACGCUACGGGUGUUGAGGUUCGUUGGUAUCAUAACAAUGUAGAGGCCAACAGUGAAAGAUACCAAUACAUUCACGAAGGAGGUUUUUAUUGUUUGGACAUUGUUCCUGUGACGUUAUUCGACGAAGGUCUAUGGGUGUGUACCGCGCAAAACUACGCCGGUAAAUCAUCGACCGCCGCUCAUUUAUCGCUUACCGUUCCUAAAGCGUUCAAAAAACCAAUUUUCGUCGAACAAUUGAAAGCAGUGCUGACGCAACGCGGAAUCGUCUCACUGGAGUGCAAGGUAAUCGGCGUCCCGACGCCCAAGUUACGAUGGUAUAAAGACGACAAGGAGAUCAAAGCCGGCGACAUAUUCGCGCUAACGGCGAAUUCCGAAGAAGACUGCCUGGGAAUUUACACGUGUGAGGCGACAAAUGUCAUGGGCACCGCGCUGUCUACGUCAAAAAUACAAGUGACUCACACGCCACUCGAUGGAAAUCGUGACGCAGACAGCCUCAUACCAUACGGACCGCCACCGAAGUUCAUGAAAUUUUUAAAAGAUGCAUCCGGUAAAGUCGGUAGUGUACUGUUUUUAGAAUGUCAAGUCGAAGUACCACCAUGGCCUCGAAGUAUUGGAUGGUACAACGAUAAUGGAAUAGUAAAUGAAGGGCCGUUGUACCACCUGAUGGCUGAUGGCUUGGGCAUGUACGGCGUAGAAAUAAAAUCUCUCAGAGCCGAUCACAGUACUACUUGGAAAUGUAUUGCUACCAGUUCGACGGGAGCAAAGGCCGUCACUUCCUGUGUAGUCUCAGUGUCAUACCCAAAGAAUUACCGAGUGCCAAGAUUUUUAGAAAGUCUAAGGGCGAUCAUGACCGACGAAGGUUUAGUAAGCUUUGAGUGCAAAGUCAUUGGAUACCCCACACCACAAUUGUCCUGGUUUAAAGACGGCAAACAACUUCAACCCGGAGACGUUUAUGAGUUAACUGGAAGUAAAUCUUUAGGUAGUUACUGUUGUGUCGCUCGAAAUUGUAUGGGCGAAACAAGUAGCAUUGCUGAACUUACGAUAGAAGACAUCCAAAAUCAACUGAACGAAAGUGAAAAACUCCAAUUAACGUCAAAUACACAGCCCCCACGAUUUUUAUUGGGACUUAAGAGUAUUGAGGCUAACAUAAAUGAAUCUUUUGUUUUUACAAUUAAAGUUACAACUGAAUCUACACCUUCAAUCAGCUGGUAUAAAGAAGACGAACAAUUAACUGAAUCAAAUCGAUACCAAUUUUCUACUGAAGACAAUGGGACAUAUAUGCUAAGUAUAUUGCCACUUGAAAUUGAUGAUCAAGCUGAAUGGAAGUGUGUAGCAAUCAACAAAUAUGGUCAAACUGUAACGUCCAGUUUUUUGAAGUUAAAUAUUCCAAAAACUUUCAAAAGUCCAAGAUUCCUCGAGGAACUGAGAAUAGCGUUUUCGAACGAGGGUUCGGUUAAUUUGGAGUGCAAAGUGAUAGGCGUUCCACAACCGCAACUUAAAUGGUUCAAAGAUGGCCAAGAACUAAAUCCAGGUGAUAUGCACAAAAUAAUUUCUGGUCAAAGCGGUACAUGCUGUCUGGGAACUUAUACAUGCCAGGCACACAACUGUAUGGGCACGGUAUCCAGUUCAGCAACACUAUUAACAAUGGAAGAUAAGUCCACGGUUAAAUCAUGCGCUUCCGAAGAGUAUCUGUCCGUUGGAAAUCCGCUUGUACGAAAUGAAUCUCUGUCAACAAUUCCUGAAGAGCGAACAAGCCAAAUGGAAAAAUCAUACACUAUCGAAGAACCUGCAGAUAUAUCGUUUUCAUUUGAUGGCAAAGAAGUGACCGUUUCGCUUUAUGAAACUCCGGACCUAACGCAUGACGAAGCAUUGCAAAUCAUUGAAAUGUAUGCAGAUGAACUUUCUGAACAUAUAUCAGAAGACAAUGUUGUUGAUUUGCCAUCGUUGAGAAUUGUAAAAGAAUCAUCGAUUUCCGGACCAGUUAUGAUGGAAGCUUUGGUUAUAGACGUACCUAUUGAUUUUUGUAGACAACAAAUAGUAUCAGACACUGAAUUCGACGGUGUUUCCUUGACCGAAGAUAUAACACUUGCAAAUAACGAUAAAAGUGAUAGUAUAUAUGAAAACAGUCUGGAAUAUUUUUCAGACCACUUGUCGUCUGGAAAUUCGAAACGUGAGAUAUUUUACAGUGCUAGUGAGACGACGCCUAAAAAUUUAUCAAUGAUAUUAAAACAGCAAUCGGUAGAAGAUGAAGAUGAACAUCAAUCUUUCCAGACACCAAAAUUAUUUAUGUCAGACUCUGACGAUCAGAUUUUAACGCAGUUGAAAUUGGAUGAAAGAAUUUCACCUCAGAAUUCUAGACACGUAAUUGGGCCGUUUGCUCGGUCCGAGAGCAAUAACACCGAAGAAGAAGUGUCGGAAACACUAGCUGAAAUAGAAAACGAACCACCAUUAUCGCAUAAUUAUUGCGCAUCUGAAAUUGUAACUCAAUCUGAAAAAGAUGGAUUAUAUUCAACAGUAUUGAAUAAAAUACAAGCUAAGGGUAUGGCGAGUGUGGCACUUAGUUCUGAAGAAGACGACGUUUUGAAAAUUAUUUCCAGACCAAAUGUGGACGAAUUUUUAAAAUACAUGAAAAUUAUUUUGGAAGGAGCUAUAGUUAAGAUGCAGACGCACGAAAAUUUUAAUAUUACUAGUACGACGACUGAACUUGAACGAUCGAUUCAAGCUCUACAUUCCCUUGCUUGGAAAUUCAUCGAAGAAAUGGAAAAAAACAACUUAACAGACUUGGACAAAAACACUGCAGAUAAUGUUUCAAGUUUAAUGACUGCAAUAAACGCGAGUUUGUUAGCGUUAGAACAAAUCGAUGAUCCAUUUGGUGUUUCGGACAACGUAUUAAACGAAAUUCAAUCGUCAGUAUGUUUCGAUUUAGAAACGCUUAACAAUAACGAUCUUCCGGCAUCAGUAAUUUUAGAUCGUUUGUCUGAUCAAAUUAAAAAUUUUACAAUUGUUGUCAAUAGACAAGUCACUCGAGUCACAGAACAACGUAUUAUAGCUGUGUUACGAAACACAAUCGGCACUUCUUUGGUGUAUAUUAAAACGCUGCAACAGAACAAUUCUAAAAUAAAAUGCGUAGACAUGAAUUUAUUGGCAGCUUUAUUUUCGAUGGUACAACCGUUAGAAACAAUUUUAAAUGAUAUAGCUCUCAUAGAAGAGUCAUCAAUAGACGAUAACAAACCUAAUCUUAAAUUAAAGCAAAUAUUAAUACCUCCAAUUAGUUCUAUUGCGUUUGCUUUAGACAAUCUAAAUACAGCAUUAAAAAGCGAUAGUUCAAAUGACGAUCAUGAUUUGAAAGAUAUCUACGAUAAAAUAAAUAAAUCAACAAAUCAAUUUAUGAUAAUCGCUUCGCAAGGCAUGGACAGUAAUAAAAUAGCUGAGUGUUUCAUAUCAUUCACAAAACCUAUUAACGAUUUAUGUUGUCAUUUAAGACGGUUAGGCAGAUCAACAGAAAAUAUUGUGUCUUCUGAUUACGGGUCAGACGAUAAACUCUUACUAGAUUUUGAAACACUUUUCGAUGAACUGAUGAUGGAUAUUGAUACAUUGAUCAACAAUGUAAAUUUUGUCCAAGAUUCCGAGAAUAAUAUGAAUCCCCUAGGAUCCUUAUUAGAACCUUUGCAAGAUAUGAAAAUCGGUUUAUUUCAAGUUAACCAAGUUUUACUUUCGAAUCAAACCGGCUCAACCAUGAGUUAUGAAGUUGUGAGUUGUUUUGAACAUUUAUCUCAGCAAUUAGUUCAACUAAAUAAUUGUAUUGUGAACCAAUCUAUAAUAGAAGAAACUGAUAAGGAAAUCCCAUUUGAGUCUUCAAUAAAAAUGAUGCAAAACAUUCUUUUUGACGAUGCUAUAGAUGAUUUAGGUGUAAACGGAAUACUUUUUAGUAGUGUUAUGAAACCCCUCUUGCAACUUCAAAAUCUUAUUGUUUCAAAAAUGGCUUCAGUAGAAAGUGAUCUUAGUUUUUCAGAACAUACUGAUGUUACAGGAGGGGCUUGUGAUACUCAAUCAUUGAGCUUGUCCUUGUCAAAUAAUGCACAAACCGUCUUCAAUAAAACUAUCGAUGAGAACUCUAAAAACGGUUUAACUGAAUCAUCAAUAAUAGAUAAAGAUUGUGAUAAACAAAAAGAUAUACAUACAGAUUAUUCUGAAAUAAACAAAGAUUCAAUACAUUUUGAAAAUAAUGUUAAUAAUGAUUUGGUUAUAAAAAAAGGUUUCGAAUGUGAUAUUGGUGAAACAUUUAAAUAUGAAGAGCCAAAUAUUAUAACUUCUGAAGAUGAUCGUGAUAAUUCUGGUUUUGAAGCACUAUUUUAUGAAACUGAUUUAGAAACGAUAAGUGAUUUCGUUGAAGAUAGAUGUAUGGAUAAUAUUAUAAACUCCAAAGUUGAUCAUAAAUUAUCAGAUUUAUUUAUGGUUGAAAAUGAUAUUGAAAUGGUGCAAAAGGAAAUCAAUGAUAAUAUUCCGGAACAUUUAUUAGAAUCAUUAGAAAAAAAUAAUCAACAGGACUUAAUUUUGAAUUCACCAGUUGAUUUAUUCGAUGAACUUCAAGAGACAUUAAAAAAUAUGUCUGAAGUAGCACAAGAUAAAUUGACUGGAAUCUAUGCUUUGGAUAAUAAUACAUCCAGCAUUAAUGGCUUACAAAAACAUAAUUCAAAAUAUGAUGAUCAGCUUUGCGAUAAAACCAAUAAAUUAUUAGAUAAUUCAUUAGAUGUAGCAAAAUCAAAUAAUUCAAUAAUUAUAAGAUCUGAUGAAUUAACCAAACAAAAUAUAAUAGAAUUGUCUGAAAUAAACAGCGAAGAAUCGAAUCAAUGUAACAAAAUCAUUUUAAAAACAGAUCAAAACGAAACAUUAAAAAACAAAGACAUAAGCGUUAGUGAUCAAGAUAUUUAUAAAGAAGGGAAAGUAUUUGAAAUAGAACAAGUUGUAGAUUUAGUAGAUAAUUUCGAAUGUUUAGAUUCAGAUAAAUCAAUAUCCAAUAACACAAUUAUUACAGUCAAUGAAAUUUCUGAAUCAAGUGAAGUUAAAAUAAAAGAAGUUGAUAAUACCGAAAAUUUAGAAACUACAGUUAAUCUAAUUUCGUCCACAACUGGAAAUGUUUCCCAAAUAGUAGAUGUGUCGGAUGAAAAUUCAUCAUUGAUAACCUCUAUAAAUAAUGUAGUGUCAAAAAUAAAUGACAACGAUGAAGCUUUAACAGAUAUAUCAAAUAUCAAAAAUGAAAUUUUGGAUUCUGCGCUAUUGAACAAAUUGAAUUUUACUGAAUCUACUAAAAAUAUAAAAUAUGUUUCGAAUGAAGAUAUUAUGAUUGAUACUAACAAGUUAAAUGACUCGGAGAAACUUAAUUUAUUAAAUUACGAUUAUGAUACAGAAAAUAAAGAUAAACUGUUGACGAAAAAAAUUGACGAGCCAUCGAUCACAGAGAAUUUUUCUCAUAAUGCAUUUCAACAAAAUAAUACUGCCAUAAAUGAUAUUGAUUCUAUUCAUAAUUUAGGGACGGAUAUGGCCAUUCAAGUAGCACAAACUAGCAUAGGAAAUGAAGUUAACACGGAUAAAGAUAAUAAAUUGAUUCCAAUGGACAUAAGCACUAAUUCAGAAGAAUUAAAUAAAGCAUUAGCAAAAUUAGUUGAUGAAAAAAACGAUUUAACACUAGCAACUAAUUUAUUAAUAGAAGAUCGUAAUACUUCGAUCAUUAAUGAAACAUCGAAUGAGAUCAAACAAUGUGAUAAUAAAGAUUUAAUAAAUAAAAAUAAUUGCACUAUUGAAGAAAGAGAAACAUCUACAAAAGAACCAACGUCAUCCAUAGAUUCUAUUAAUUUAAUGACAGUUAUGGAAAAUAAUAUUAUCAAGAGUACUACUGAAAUACAAGAUACUAAUAACGAAAAAUUGAGUUUGGUAAAAUAUGAAUAUAAUGAUUCUGGCGCAUUUGAAAUUGACCAAAAUGAUUCCGACAAUAUAUCACACCAUGAUAUGCAACCAAACAUAAAUACAACUUCUACAACUGAUAAUAAACUAAGUGUUAGUAAUUCUCCUAUAAAUGAAAACAUAGUAAAUCCGAUAACAGAACCAAAUGUUCAUCAAACCGAAGAAUAUGUUCAAAAUUCGUCUAACCAAUUUAUUGAUGAAAUUCAAAAUCAAAAAAAUGAAAAUGAAUUAAUUAAUGAAGAAUCUAUAGAAAAUGCCCAGCAGAAGUGUUUUAAUGUUCAACAAACACACAUUUUAGAGCUAUCUAAUAACGAAGUAAAAGCUAUCGAUGAAUUAAACGAGCAAUGUGAAAUUUUAUCAGAAAUGAAAUUGAAUAAUGAAAUAGAAUAUAUUAAUUCGAAAAUAGUUUUAUCAACAGAUAUAAUUUUUCCGGAAAAUGUGGUCGAACAAUGUGUUUUAGAUAAAUCAAACCAUGUUGAUGGUUUAUGUACAACGCAGUAUACCAUUGACAAAUGUGCUGAUAUUAUCUUACCAAUUACUGAAGUUAUGACUGAAAAAACUGGAUCAAAUAUAUUAGACAAACAAUUAGUAAUAACUAGUACAAAUGUCGAACAAAAUAAAAAUGAAGCUGACAAAUCUAAACAAAAUAUAAAAUUAUGUGAAAAUAGUAGUAAAAAUAAUGAAAUUAUUGACAAUACAGGAACUAAAUUUAAAACUGAUGUAACUAAUAUAUUUGAAAAUUCAGUUCAUUUGACUUUAAAUGAAGAAGAAAUGAGUUCCGAUAAGAAAAUCAAUUCUUGUUCUGAAAAUGAAAUAACAGAAAUAUCAAUGAACAACGAAGAAAAGUAUAUCAAUACAUUAAAUAAGUCUUUAAAGAAUACUUCGGAGAACACACAACCAAUUGAUUCGUAUACAUUUGAAGAAAAUCGUGUUGAAAUACAAUUCAAAGAUAAUAUUAAUUCUAGAAAUGAGCAUACCACAGUUUUAGAUGAUAAAGACAAAAUUAUAAGUAAUUUAGAGCUCUUAGAAAGUAAAAAUGAAGUUUUAUACUUUCCGGAUGAGACUAUCAAUAACGACGACGAGAAAUCUUGUGGUGAAAUGAAAUACAUACAAAAUGAUAGUUCCAAAAUAAUCAAUGAAUUGCCAAAUAUUAUAGUUGAACACACCACUGCUUUAAUAUGUAAUGAAAUUAUUUCAGCAUCUAACGUUGAAUUGAUGGAUUCAGUUGUUAUUGAUUUUGAAAAUAUUAAAGAACAGUAUGAGAUAGAAUUAAAUGUUCCCGAUUCUAAAAAUAUAGAAGUUUUAGAAAAUACUAUCGAUACAAUAGAUAAAAUUAAUCGGCAAAACGAUGAUGAGGAAAAAGUGUCCAACGGUGAAUCAAUAUCAAAGCUUUUGAACACAGAUAAUUUAAUUUACGAUGAAAACAAUGAAAAAUCUAUUACAAAAGAAUAUAAUGAAAUUCAAACUUCUAAAUUAAUUGAUGAAAAAUCUAAUUCUGACAGUUAUAUAGACGAUGUGAAGAAUUCUAACGACAUUUUAAAAGCAAUGAAUAAUCUAAACACAGAAAAUAAAGAAAGAAAUAUAUUGACAAAAUCACAACCAUCUGAUGAAAAUGGGAUUAAAGUUUCUUUAACUGAAAAUGAUUUAAUAACAACUAUUAUUGAUAUGGAAACAACAAAAACUAAAACUGAUAAUGAAGUAGAUAGCUGUAAAACAAUUACUUCUGAAAACGACUUAGCUAAACAUAAAAGUUCAUUUUUGGUCAUUGAUAAUACAGAAGAUUGUAAAGAAAUCACAAGCUACCCAAAUAUGUAUAAUGAAAUCUCGAAUAAAAAUAAUAUAAACCAACCCAAACAUUUAACUGAAUGUCAAACAAAGGCCAUAUUAGAGAACUUUGACACUUUAAAAACAGAUUCAUGCAAAGAAACUGAGUUAUCAAAUAAAAUAAGCAAUGAAGAGAAAUCAAGUAGAAUUGUAGGUGAUUUAGAAAUAAAUGAAACAAGUGAAUGUUUAUUACUCAAUAAAGACAUUUAUUGUAAAAUUAUGGAAAGACCUAAUAUUGAUUUUUCUGUAGAUGAAAGUUCGCAGAGCGACACUGAUAUCGUAAUUAUAGCUCAACAAAAUAUUACUUCCAAAACUGAAACGCCAGAUGUGUCAGUUUACAGCACGGAAAAAGUAAAUGUAAUGACUAAAGAUAAUCCUGAUAAAAAUCAUAGCGUUGAAAGUAAUUUAACUUUUGAAGUUCAAGGAAAUUCAAGUUAUACUAUAAAUGACAAUGAAGAAAAUGAACACUCCAUAAUAAAACUUGAAAGUAUAAAUGCUGAUGAAGAUAUAUUGAUAAACGAAGUAAAAAUAAAUAAUCAAAUUGAUAUUAUGACUGCUGUAGAGAAUAAUGUCAAUCUUUUGAAUGAUACUAUAUUUGAGGACGGAGUUGAUGAUUUGUCUGCUAAAGAAUCAUUAAGUACUCUUUCUAUAGUGCCAAAAUUGCAUUGUAUAGAAAAAAUUGCAGCUAAUCAAACUGAAUGCGUGAUGUUAGAAAAUACGAAUCUAUUGAAACAGAAUGAACUUAAUGUUACAGAAAAUGUUAACCAAUAUGCACAAGUGGAACAUGAAUUAAACAUCGCUGCUAUUGGAAACAUAAUAAUAGACUAUGAUAGCAUAAAAGAACAUUCAAUAACUUCAGAUGACGAAAAAAAUAGUAUAGAAAAUGCUACUAUGGCUCUAAAUUUAGAUGACCAUUCGUUUAAAAUUGUAUCGACGAUUGUUGAUGUUUUAAAUGCGCCUACUAAUGAUAUGAUUAUAAAUAAUGAACAAACUGUAAUGAAUGAAGUGUCUAAAGAUUCUAUAGGCGUGACGACGCUUUUAUCUGAAAACAAAAAUCCUGAAAAUUUGAUGGCUGUAAUAUUAAAUGAUGAAACGGAAAAUUCAAAUAAUUUUGUCAAAGAAAAUGUUCAAAGUAAAAUUGAAUCAAUGAAUAAACCAACAGAAAUAUUGAAUAAUGACACUUAUAAGCAAAGUAAUUUAGUUUUAAAACAUGAGCGAAAUGAUGAAGUAGUUGAUGAAUUACAGCAAUCUUUAAAAAAAUCAAAUCAAAUAUUUGAAUCAUUAGUGUUAUCUAUAGAUGCAAAUGACACAACAAGGGAGAUUAAAAGUGAUGUUUCAAUUAUUGAAAACAUCAAGACAACGAUUGAUGAAAAAACUACUGAUACAAAAGAUGAAGAAGAUAUAAAACAGAAAUUGAAUUCCAAAUCAAUAGAAUCGCCAUCAACAUUUAUCCCAACAAAUAAUAUAAGUGUAAAACAAAAUAAAAUUAACACAACGGAAAUUAUCAAUAAAACUUUAGAAGAAAAAAAUGUGAUGCUAUCAGAUGAAAACAAAAACACUGAAAAAGUUAAAACUGAAUUAAUAUUGAAAAAAGUUGUUAAAACUGAUGAUAAAAAUAAAAAUAUAAAGAAUAAUGAAAUAGAUAACAAUGGUGAAAAAUUGAAUGAAGAUGAAAUAGAAUUAAAUAAGACCAAACGUGGAAGUAAGAAAAAGAAAUCAAGCCUACCAUCCGAAGAUAAAAAAUCACCUUCACCUGAUAAAACAAUAAAUGAUGUGAUUGUUACUGAAAAGGAAAUUGAUAAAACAAAAAAUAUCGAGACAAGUAAUGUAGAAAAAAAUAAAAUACUGUCAGACGACAAUAACGAUACUGAGAAAGUUGAAGUUGAAUUGAGUAAAUCAGAACCAACAAUUCCUUUAGACAAUAAUCAGAAUACAGAAGAAGUCAUUGAGAAAGAUGUUUUGAUUGAUGAUCAAAAUCAAAAUCAAAAGGAUAACAAAAUAGAUAACGGUGACAUACAAUUUUCUGAAAGUGAAAUAGAAUUAAAUAAGCCCAAACGUGGAAGUGAGAAAAAGAAACCAACCUUACAAUCCGAAGAUAAAAAAUCACCUUCAUCUGAUAAAACAAUAAAUGAUGUAAUUGUUACUGAAAAGGAAAUUGAUAAAACAAAAAUUAUCGAUACAAGUAUUGAAGAAAAAAAUAAAAUACUGUCAGACGACAAUAAUGAUACUGAGAAAGUUGAAGUUGAAUUGAGUAAAUCAGAACCAACAAUUCCUUUAGACAAUAAUCAGAAUACAGAAGAAGUCAUUGAGAAAGAUGUUUUGAUUGAUGAUCAAAAUCAAAAUCAAAAGGAUAAUAAAAUAGAUAACGGUGACAUACAAUUUUCUGAAAGUGAAAUAGAAAUAAAUAAGCUCAAACGUGGAAGUAAGAAAAAGAAACCAAGCCUACCAUCCGAAGAUAAAAAAGCACCUUCACCUGAUAAAACAAAAAACGAUAUAAUUGAUAAAACAAAAAAUAUCGAGACAAGUAAUGUAGAAAAAAAUAAAAUACUGUCAGACGACAAUAAUGAUACUGAGAAAGUUGAAGUUGAAUUGAGUAAAUCAGAACCAACAAUUCCUUUAGACAAUAAUCAGAAUACAGAAGAAGUCAUUGAGAAAGAUGUUUUGAUUGAUGAUCAAAAUCAAAAUCAAAAGGAUAACAAAAUAGAUAACGGUGACAUACAAUUUUCUGAAAGUGAAAUAGAAUUAAAUAAGCCCAAACGUGGAAGUGAGAAAAAGAAACCAACCUUACAAUCCGAAGAUAAAAAAUCACCUUCAUCUGAUAAAACAAUAAAUGAUGUAAUUGUUACUGAAAAGGAAAUUGAUAAAACAAAAAUUAUCGAUAAAAGUAUUGAAGAAAAAAAUAAAAUACUGUCAGACGACAAUAAUGAUACUGAGAAAGUUGAAGUUGAAUUGAGUAAAUCAGAACCAACAAUUCCUUUAGACAAUAAUCAGAAUACAGAAGAAGUCAUUGAGAAAGAUGUUUUGAUUGAUGAUCAAAAUCAAAAUCAAAAGGAUAAUAAAAUAGAUAACGGUGACAUACAAUUUUCUGAAAGUGAAAUAGAAAUAAAUAAGCCCAAACGUGGAAGUAAGAAAAAGAAACCAAGCCUACCAUCCGAAGAUAAAAAAGCACCUUUACCCGAUAAAACAAAAAACGAUAUAAUUGAUAAAACAAAAAACAUCGAUAAAAGUAUUGAAGAAAAAAAUAAAAUACUGUCAGACGACAAUAAUGAUACUGAGAAAGUUGAAGUUGAAUUGAGUAAAUCAGAACCAACAAUUCCUUUAGACAAUAAUCAGAAUACAGAUGAAGUAAUUGAGAAAGAUGUUUUGACUGACGAACAAAAUAAAAAUCAGAAAUAUAACAAAAUAGAUAACGGUGACAUACAAUUUACUGAAGAUGAAAUAGAAUUAAAUAAGACCAAACGUGGAAGUAAGAAAAAGAAACCUAGCCUACCAUCCGAAGAUAAAAAAGCAUCUUCACCUGAUAAAACAAAAAACAUCGAUAAAAGUAUUGAAGAAAAAAAUAAAAUACUGUCAGACGAUAAAAAUUAUACUGAGAAAGUUAAAGUAGAAUUGAGUAAAUUAGAACCAACAAUUCCUUUAGACAAUAAUAAGAAUACAGAUGAAGUAAUUGAGAAAGAUGUUUUGACUGACGAUCAAAAUAAAAGGCAGAAAAAUGACAAAAUUAAUAUAGACGAUAAUAUAAAAUCAACUGAAAAUAAUGUAGAAUUAGUUAAGACCAAACGAGAAAGCAAGAAAAAUGAAUCAAGGCGACCGGUAGAAAAUAAAAAAUCACAUUCGCCAGAAAAAACAAAAAAUAUUUUGUCAGAUAAUAAUAACGAUACUGAAAAACUAGGGACUAAACUAGAAGUUCCUGUAGAGAGUAAUAUAAUAAAGGCCGAGGAGUUUGAUUAUGAAAUUUCAAUUGAAGAUACUAAACAGAAAAAUGAAAAAGAAUUCAUAGAAAAAAAUAUAGAAAAUGAUGAGAAAAAACGAGGAAGUAAGAAAAACAAAAUAAGUCCUGAACCUGAAAAAAAAAUAUCUUCACCAGAUACCACAAAAAAUAAUAUCAGCGUGAUUGAAAAUAAAAUUAACACAAUAAUUAUUGAUGAAACUUUCGAUGACAACGACAAACAAAUAUCAGAGGAUAAUAAUCACACUGAACAAGUUGGAACUGAAGUAAAAUCUAAAACCAUUACAGGUAAUAAUAAAAAUAUUGCAAAAAAAAUUGAAAAAGACGUUUCAAAUAAUACUCAAAUCAAAAAUCAGAAUAAUGAUGACAUCGGUAAAGACGAAAUAAAAUCAACAGAAAAUUGUGUAGAAAAAGACGGAACAAAACGAGGAAGAAAAAGCUCACGACCAGAAGGAAAAAAAACAACUUCGCCUGAUAAAACAAAUGAAAUAACAGAGCAUCUUAAAAUUCAAUCACGAGACAAAAACAAUGCCAUAAUAGAGCUAAAACAACUGGAGAAAAAGAGAGACGAAUCGAAGAUUCUAAGAGAAUCCAAACAAACACUGCAAUGUAAAGAAAUCGAACCAUCACCCACGUCCCAAAAAUUAUCCAUAAAUAAUUACGAGUCCAUCGAUAGCUGUCAAUCUAAAAUUUCCUCGGAAAAUAACUCUCGGGUAGGAAUGAACAGAAAACAGAUGAACGAGACACGUUACUUCGUUGAUGUUUUAGUCGACGAUGGAGGACAACGCGUUACGAAAAAUGAGCUAAAAUCGACCGGGUUAGCAGAACUUGAUAACGUCGGUGUACCGGAAAUCCCGAACUUCGACAAACGUCCGGUUAAUCGUUAUAUAUUGGACGUGACAGACGCACAUAAGUUACGCCCGAAUACUCUGGCUUAUCGAUCUUUGACGCCAGACCCAUUGACUUCGUACAAAUCUCCGACGUCUGAUCAUUUGACUUCGUAUAGAUCUCUUACACCAGAUUGUCCGUCAUACAAAUCUUACCUCACACCGAGAUCUAAAUACACGGCAUCUACAAGAUAUGCAGGUUCAUCGGACAGAGAACUAUACGGUGGUAGCAGUAGUAGCCGCAGCAGUAGAAGUAGUAGCCGAUCUAUGAGCCCAUACCCAUCAGAGUCGAGGAUUUCAACCCGAAAUCUUUGGCCUACCAGCAUAGCGGCGUAUCGGUGUCUUUCGGAAACAUCCGUUCCUCUCAGCCCAAGGUUUCUGGAAGAAGAGAAGACUUCCGGUUGGUCACACACGAGCUACGGUGCAACCACCCGGAGACGAAGAGGCUCUGAUAGUUUUCUGCACGAUUCAGGAGUGCGGGAUGGAGAUUAUUAUUCGAGUUGGAGAUUGUCUAACAGUCGGUCAGCCGCGUACGGUGUUACCGAAGACCUGUGCCGUACAAAGGAGGCAUUCAAAGGUUUGUACUUCUGCGUUCGGAUGAUAGAUCAAACUGUAUCGUCUGGCGCUCGAGUUAAGUUCUGGUGUAGCGUCAUUGGCCAUCCAGAACCUCGUGUUCAGUGGUAUCGAGAUGGUCAAAAACUCAACAGUUUUACGUAUAACUCUUCCGCGAGGUAUCAGACAAAAUACGAUGGUGGUUUGGCACAACUGAUCAUUGACAACGCCCAGAGUGGUGAUUCUGGCGAGUAUACGUGUGUGGCUGCGAACAGCAGUGACCGGAUAUCCACUACUGGGUUCCUGACUGUGUAUACGUCACCGUCAGUGUUCAGGAAACCACUGCUACAACCAUCACUGUCGGUGGACAGUUUCGAAUCCGGUUGCGGUGCUUACUCCCGGACCAGUCAUAAUUUGCGGUUACCUGCAAACGCCAAGUUCGAUUUUGGAUGUCGGAAAUUUGGUAGUGACUUAGUUUGCAGGCGCCCUGAAUAUCCAAAGUUUGUAUCUAGCAUAAUCGCCGACGACGUAGCGACGUGUGGUGGUACAAUUGCCCUCCAGGUCCGGGUGCAAGGUUCUCCAGUACCGAAUGUGACGUGGAUGCGUGAAUCUAGGCCACUACCACGUUUAUCGGGCAAGUACGUUUACCUGGACGAGGGUGGGUUGUACACGCUGCUGGUAAUGGACAGCACGGCCCGGGAUGGCGGAACGUACGUAUGCCGCGCGUGCAACCUUUAUGGGGUGGCAGACGCGGAAAAAGCAGUUAGUGUGGUGUCGCCGCAGGAUUACUCAGACCGCAGGGGCGUGAAGCCGGCCAUUAUUGUGUCAAGACCUAAUGAUCGACUGAACGUGGCCGUCGGGGAGGACAUUACCGUCACCCUUCGGGUGGCCGGUGAACCGAAACCAAAAGUCAUAUGGAUGAGAGGUUCGAGGGACGUGACAUUCUUCGAUAGAUCGUCAAAGGAAACAAUCAACGACUACGUGAUGCUGUCGAUCAAAAAGGCGCAACCAUCGGACGCCGGGACGUAUUUUAUUAUCGCUAAAAACGUGUACGGGUCUGAUAGGGCGUUUGUCACCGUCGGGGUGAGGGAGCGUGCGAGAUCGUUGACUCCGCCACGAAUUAGAAAUACGAUCGGCCGGUGGUCGAGACCGAUAGGCGGUAGAGGAGGAAGAGGAGGCUGCGCAAACAACGAGGUUCCAGGCCCUAUUCGCAGCGAACCGACGGUGACGGACCAGACCAACAAUCGGAUAUCGUUGCAGUGGGAUAGACCGGAAAAACCGGAAACCGUGCUCGUGUAUAGGGUAGAGACGCGAUCGGCAGACGAAGAAUGCUGGCGACCGGUUGGCAUGACUCCUACCAACACCAUAGACGUUUAUAACCUAAAACCCGGUUACCGGUACCAAUUCCGAGUGGCAGCUCGCAACAGAUUCGGAUGGAGCCAGUCGGUGGCUGCUAAGGGAUACGUGGACGUGUUUGAACCAAAAUGUCUACCUGAAUUCCGUCAACCGUUAUCUGGGCAAACCAGAGUUUUACUGCAUCACAGUGCAACUUUACAAUGUCACGUUCGAGGUGUUCCGGAGCCGCGGGUGACGUGGUUCAAAGACGGCGAACCGUUGCUAGCGUCUGACAGACAUGCGGUCCGGCGCACGGACACAGGAAAGUGUACGUUGACGAUCGAAGAUGCGGUGGAAGAGGAUGCGGGUCGCUACUCUUGCGAAGCUGUUAACGACCAGGGGAGAGUGUGCACGUUGACCGUCGUCCAAGUGAUAGCCAACCGCAGAAUUGUGGAGGCUGAACGGAGACUUCAAGGGUGUUUGAUGAAGAACAACAAUUUUAAAGAAUCAGCGCCGGUGUUCACCAAACAUCUGAUUGACCGCAGAGUGGAAAUAAACUCUACGGUACGAUUAUCAUGUCAAGUAAACGGGUUGCCCGUGCCGUUGGUCUUGUGGUACAAGGACGGUCAGCCAUUAGACUUUUCGGUAGGUGGAACGGAGGGUGACAGGAAACCACCAGUCAGGGACGAUUCGGACGACUUUUACACCCUGGAACUGACCGGAGUCAAGUACGACGACAGCGGUGCUUACGCGGCGGUUGCGUCCAACGCGAUCGGAAAGGCAUCCACGCGUUGCGUGCUGGAAGUGUUCAACAAGAACCGCACCGAUCCAGCAGUACCUACGUUCAUUUUCGGUCUGCCCACAACCAGUGAAGCUGUGGACUCGAUCGUUUUGAGCGCACAAAUCGAUGCGUUCCGUCCCGUCAAAGUAGAAUGGUUCAGAGACGGUAUUCAAUUAAGAAACGGACGGAGGGUAGACAUUAUUACUGAUCACGACGGAAAUCUAGAACUUAGGAUAGCGUGUGUAACAACUCGGGAUUCGGGUACUUAUAUGUUAAGAGUAUCUAAUGACACAGGUACGGUAGAAAGUCGGUGCGAUGUCAAUGUAGUGGAACGUGAACAUAACGACGUGGGAAUGGAACAGAUCUCUUUGAUAAAUCAUUUAUACUCAAAAAAACCAAAAUUCGUCGUAAAACCAAAAUUUCAAGAAGUCGAAGAAGGCCAAGAAGUAAUUAUCGAUUCAGAGAUCGUGGGUGAUCCUUUACCGAAAAUUACGUGGCUCAGGGAUGGUUUAAAGCCGGGGUAUUAUCGAGACAAUUCUGAGUUUUUGUGCAUAUCCAACGGAAAUCGUUAUCAGCUGAAAAUUCCUCACGCCAAACUGACACAUACGGGGACAUACACGUUAUUAGCCGCUAAUCCGCAUGGACAGAUCAAAGCACUAAUAUCUCUCCAAGUCUACUCGACAGGACACUGCAAGAAAAAAAUGGAAAAUGGGACCAACCACGCAACGGUGGAAAGGUUACCGAGAAUAAGUCGGGGGCUGGUCGACAUAGAGUGCCGGGAAAACGACGGCGUAACGUUUGAGUGCAAGUUGAAUAUCACGCAAGAGACGGACAUAAGAUGGCAAAAAGACGGCAAAUUGGUCAGAUUAGGCAAACAGAUUAAGUCUCAGUUGAUCGAUGGUGACACGGCUCGUCUCGAAAUAUCCACGGUAAGUCCGCUACACGAAGGACUAUACACGUGUACAGCUUUCAACGAACUCGGUCAAGACUCGACGUCGGCGCGGCUGAUAUUGUUGUCAGAUUCGCAAGAGACCGCUAAAAUACCUCAGUCAAACGGACAGCAGAACACCAUGAUUGGUUCGCCAAUACUAGCAGGUGAGUCGAACGAUCGGUGUACAAAACGGUUGAAGCGAAGCAGUGCGCCGAAAUUUUACGCCGUACUACACGACCGAAUUGCAGACAUCGGCGAAACUGUUAGAUUCCAGUGCAGUGUGUCAGGUCACCCACCGCCGUGGUCAUCUUGGGAAAAAGAUGGCCAGCCUAUCGGCGUCAAUAGCAGGAUGAGAAUUCGCGAAGACGACGACUAUCGAUCGUUGGAGAUAUGCGAUGUCACUUCUGAUGAUGCAGGUCUCUACAGGAUCACCGUCGAGAACAAAUUUGGAAAAAUCCAAGCUACAGCACGGCUCGAAGUGUUGACACACAAUCAAAUCACAAAUGACGUACAAAUCACUUCGUCGUCUAACGGCAGGAGACAGUCUGGAUCAGCUGCUUGUACGGGUGAAAAUUUUACACUCAGCUGUGACUUAAGAGGAAACUCCAUGUCUGAUGUUACCUGGUACAAGAAUGACGUCGAAGUCAAGCCCGGCGAUAGGGUGACUUCGUCCCUGGACAAUUUGGCAGCUAGACUUUCAAUAUCGAACUUGGAGUCGGCGGACACAGGCGUGUACACGUGUGUGGCGAGGUGCGAGUCUGGCGUAACCAGAUGCUCGACAGAACUGUGUGUAUUUGACACGAAACCGGGCACCGACUCGUAUCUACAACCUCCGAUAUUCGUCGAGGGUCUUGUUCCUAAACGCACCGCCGACGAAGGAGAACCGGUCCAGUUGACCGUAAGACUCCAAGGCGCAGUUCCUAUGAGCGCCUUGUGGUUCAAAAACGACGUGCUCGUUCCCGACUGCGCGGACUUUGAGUACGUGGUGACAGAAGACCGCGGUGAAUUCGGCCUGUCGAUCAUCGACCCUUUUGUCAAGGACAGCGGCAUUUACAGUUGUAAAGUGGCUAACUCGUUUGGUCAGGCCGUUUCUAGUGGAAAACUCGUUAUAAACGAAAUGUCGUCCGAGAAUCAAGUGCCAAUGGUCAUCGAACUUAAUAACAAUCUACAGGAUGUCGGAGAAAAGACUGCGUGUGAUUCCCCGGUCAACACCAAAGCCGCACUUCCUGCAUCCAUACUCAGCGGCCCAUGUGACACGACCGUAUUGCGUGGCGCCAAAGUAGUCUUGAAGACGUCGUACAAAGGGGAUCCCGAACCGAGCGUCCAGUGGCUCAGAGCGGGCAAAGUUUUGGAGUCCGACGCACAUUUGUGUAUAACCAACGAACGCGGUGUGUCCAGUUUAACGAUCGACUCGAUUACAGCCGACGAUUGUGGCAAGUACGUCGUCCGCGUCGACAACGGACACGGCAACGAUUUCCACUUCGCAUCGGUCGCCGUCGAAGGACCUCCGGACCCACCAGCCGGCAGACCUGUUGUCUCCGUGUCAGAGACUAGUGCGGACGUAACGUGGUCCAGUCCAGCGUACGACGGCGGGUGUAUGGUCACCGGUUACGGCGUGGAAGUCCGACCGUUCAACCAGUCCGAUUGGAAACUAGUAGCCGACAAGUGUCACUCGUUAUCACACAUUGUUCGGGGUCUGGCACCCGGCGAGUCGUACGUGUUCAGAGUCCGAGCGGAAAAUAUGCACGGAUCGAGCGAAGCGAGCUUAGAAUCUACACCAGUUUACAUACUACAAACUGAUUAUGGAAAUACGCUUUGGCCAAAAACGGUUAAUAUAGAAAAUGGUGAUCUGUUUGAUAAACAAUACGAAAUGCUGGAUGAACUUGGCAAAGGCAGAUAUGGGGUCGUGUAUAAAGUGAAAGAACGCGAGACCAAUAAAUAUUACGCCGCCAAGUUCGUAAGGUGCAUCAAGUCAACAGACAAGGAAAAAGCGCAAGAAGAAGUGGACAUAAUGAACUGUCUGCGACACCCGAAACUCUUACAGCUCGACGCGGCUUUCGACAAGCCCAGGGAAGUGGUAUUGGUUACCGAAUACAUUUCUGGCGGUGAGCUGUUCGAAAGAGUUGUAGCUGACGACUUCACGCUCACAGAAAAAGAUUGCAUUCUAUUUACCAGGCAGAUAUGCGAAGGCGUAGACUACAUGCACAAACAGAACGUCGUGCACUUGGAUUUAAAGCCGGAAAACAUUAUGUGCCAGUCGCGGACUUCACACUACAUCAAGCUCAUUGACUUCGGAUUGGCGCAGAAAAUCAUACCGGGACAGCCGAUGCGAGUGUUGUUCGGCACACCCGAGUUUAUCCCACCCGAGAUCAUUGGCUACGAACCAAUCGGCUUCGAAUCGGAUAUGUGGUCCGUGGGAGUCAUCUGCUACGUAUUAUUAUCUGGCCUGUCACCGUUCAUGGGAGACAACGACUCUGAAACGUUCACCAAUAUAACAAAAGCAGAGUUUGACUUCGAUGACGAGGCAUUCGACGCCGUCUCUCAAGACGCUAAAGACUUCAUAAGUGCGCUGUUGAUCAAACGCAAAGAGUUAAGACUUACUGCCAGAGAAUGCCUGAAACACAAGUGGCUGGCACAACAGGACAUGGACAUGAGUUGCGUGAUAUUGAGUACAGAUAAACUUAAAAAAUUCAUUAUUCGACGAAAAUGGCAGAAAACGGGCAACGCAAUACGUGCCCUGGGCAGGAUGGCCACUCUGUCAGCGGCUAGCAGACGCGGUGUCGUCGGGGGUGGCAGUGCUGGAGGAGGAGUGGGAGGAGGAACGGCAGAUGGCAAUGGAGCUAGAAGCAUUUUACAAAAAUUAAAAAUGACCAGUCUAAGAGAAGAAGAGUCGACCGUUGAGUCACCUUCGGAAGGACAAGAAAUGACGAUAACUGAAACGACGAAAAUUGGCAGUUGCCAUAAGGCGUGUGACGAUCGCAGCGACAGCGGUUUUAGCGAAUGUCCAUCUGUAGCGUCUCCGACUGCGAUGCUCAUCCGGACGCCCGAGUGUCCAUCUGUCAUAUCCAAAGAAACGCCACCAGUUUCUAACCAAGACCGUUCUCCUCCACCACCCACUCGUCGUUCUUCACCAACAAUCACUGAUAGUCAUUCUUCUCCUGCUAAUCUUCGUCCUUCUUCCCCUGCCGCUCGUCGUACUCAUUCUCCAGCAAAUCGUUGCCCCUCGACAUCCACAACUUGUAGCCCCUCGUCUCCUCCAACCCACGGUUCAUCUCCUCCAGCCACUCGUGGUCCAUCUUCUCCAGCCGUUCGUGGUCCAUCUUACCCAGCCACCCGUGGAUAUUCUCAUACAACUCACCCCCGUUCUCCUCUACUGCGAAACCGCCAUGACACCAGUCAUCCCAUUCACGAUGUACCGCUGCCCACAGGUACCGGAGUCAGUGUGCUCAAGACGAACCGGAUGAUCUUCGACGGCGGACGGCGCGACGGCAGUGCAUCGUCGGCUGGCAUGAGCGUCAGUGGUGGCGUUCAGCGCAAGGAACCCAUUCGCAUACAGACGGCCGACAAUUUCAAAAAGGCCGUCGCCUUUUGGAAACAGUGAAAUAUUUAUAUUACUUUAUAACAAUACACGGUGAUAACGUCACCCUCUUUGAUAAGGGUGUGUUUUUUUUUCUUUAACUAAUCAUAAUACGCUAUUAUCGAACUAUUAUUAUACAUCUAUUAUUAUAUACCUACCAACACAUACCGUUUCGGAUAGCAAGACAUCUCGUUUUUACUUUUCAACUGUUUAGUUUUUUUUUUUAAAUUUAUUUUUAUUUUUUACUUAAGAUAUUUUAUUUUACGUGUUAUUUAAUUAUUGCCAAAGCUUAGACAUUUAAUUCAUAAGUGUACAUAAUAUGAUUAUCACAUAGCGGUUUGAUAUAAUUAUAUGAACCGUUUUUCGCAUUUCAUAAUGUUUUAAUUAUACAUUUAUACUCACGUGCCAUUGGCCGUAUGCCGUUCAUACAAAUAUUAUUACUAUUUUAUUAUUAUAAUUUAUAUAUAUAUAUAUAUAUAUACAUAUAUGUAUAUAAGUUAUACUACCUAUUUUAUCCAUUAUCGUGUCUAGCUCAUUAUUACAGCACUAGGUCUGUGUUAUUGUUAUAUUAUUGGCGUCAUUAAUUAUCACAUUUUUAUAAGUCUGCUUUUUAUUGUUCGCCGUCGGGAUGUUUGUAUUUUUAUGUUCUUUUUGUGUGUAAACUUUUACAAUAAAUUAUACAUAUUAAAUAAUUAAU
Messenger RNA from Rhopalosiphum maidis (corn leaf aphid), 20991 nucleotides. RefSeq lists its product as uncharacterized. Bases 174 to 20318 code for a protein of 6714 amino acids. Lineage: Eukaryota; Metazoa; Arthropoda; Insecta; Hemiptera; Aphididae. Gene Ontology annotation, molecular function: protein binding; protein kinase activity; ATP binding. The record is from RefSeq and is a predicted model, not a curated record. The transcript is spliced from 43 exons. Gene Ontology annotation, biological process: protein phosphorylation.